GCCGCGUGAAAGAAGGACGGGGGGCUUUUAAUUUUCUGUGUCUGGGCGAGUCCGACUCGACUCCCCCGGUCUCCGUAGGAUUCGUUUCCUUCUCUCUUCGCCUCUCCUCUUCAGACGGUCGGACCCCCCUCCUCCCUUUAUAAGCAGCCUGCCGCCCCCGCCGCGGCGGCCCCUCCCUUUCCUGACCCCCCGUCUCUCUCUCUCUCGCCUAGUCGCCCCGUCCAAGAAAGCAGCCUCAUCUCUCUCAUCUGGAGACCCACGCAUCUCCACCUCUCCAAGGAACACACAGAUUCGGAAUCGCAUGGCGGCGGCGGUGGAAGCGGAGCGGGAUCCGGUGGCGGUCCGCGCCGCGCAGAUUCUCGUCAGCCUCCGGUUCCGCAAGCUGCGGGAGCGGCCGAAGUGGCUGCCGGCGCUGGCAGCGGGCGAGCCCUCCUCCUCCGCCUCCUUGCUGGAGGUGCCGGCGGGGUGGGCGGGGCGCCGGCCGCGGAGCCGCGGGGGGCUGCGUGGGUCGCCGGCUCCAUGGAGGAAGGCGCUGCGGGAGAUGGGCCUCGCCGCCGCGGGGGGAUCCGGCGGGGACGAAAGGGAGCGCGCCGCGCCCGCGGAGGCGGCGGCGGCGCCCGGAUCCGGCUCGCCGUCCACGAGCUCCGCCGCCCGCGCGGCGCGCCACGCGGGCGCCAAGGCGCAGGCGGCGGCGGCGCCCGCGCCCGCGCCGGCCAAGGAGUCCAUGAAGGCGUCCAGCCCCGUCACGCCGCUGGACUACGGCGCUGGCGGAUCCGGCGCGUCGUCGAGCGCGGACGACGCGGCGCGCCCGCGGGCCAAGCGGGGGCCGCCCGGCGCGCGCGGAUCCGGCGGCGGCGCCGCCGCGUCGUGCGCCGACGACGACGAGGGCUGCAGCUCGCCGGCGAAGCGGGCGCGGUUGGGGGCGCCCGACGACGGGGAGCCAAUCCCGACGGGGCCGAUUUCGCCGAGCGAAACGCGCGCAUCCAUCGCCAAGGGCCUCGCCUUCGACCUCGACCUCAACCUCCCGCCGCCGGAGGACGACGCCGCCGCUGCUGAUCCAGGGCCGGAUGAAAUUUUGCUGACGAAGAGUUCGCGCUCGUGGGAAUAAACCCAACCCUACGCUCGAGCUGUACAUAAAGAAGGGCUGGCCAGUCGGGAGGAGAGCUGCUAAGGGGAGCGGCCUCCAUAGAUUAUUAUUGCGAUGCGCGAGGCUGAUGAGGAUGAUCAGGAGGCGGCGGUGGUUUUCACCGGAUCCUUCAGGUUAAUUUUAGUCAGCUUUGUUGGUUGCCCGGGGCUGGCGUGUGGCGAACAGUAGGGUUCGCCCAUUGCCCUAUUUAGUUAUGCUCUUCUUUCUUUUUGUGAAUCUGAAUUCGAUUCAACUGAUACGGCGAAGGAACAAGGAUACAUACCUUAUUAAGUUAUUAGUUCGUUUCUUCA
Molecule: messenger RNA, 1437 nt
Organism: Panicum virgatum (switchgrass)
Lineage: Eukaryota; Viridiplantae; Streptophyta; Magnoliopsida; Poales; Poaceae
Product: collagen alpha-1(I) chain-like
Exons: 2
Coding region: 302-1108 (268 amino acids)
Source: RefSeq, a predicted model, not a curated record